Sphenostylis stenocarpa is the source of this 423-nucleotide messenger RNA. The record is from the annotation of a GenBank genome assembly. NCBI's taxonomy places the organism in Eukaryota, Viridiplantae, Streptophyta, Magnoliopsida, Fabales, Fabaceae.
AUGUGGAUAGAUUACAUCAUGAAAGGAUCUAAGGAUGACAAAUCGAAGUAUCUGUGUAAAUGCAAACUGGAUGCUUGCUGGGGCCUGAAGUUUGAAUAUUUCUUGGACCGUCAUCAUCCAUCUCACAGCACAAUAACUACAGGAAUGGACUUUACUCGAAAAAUUAAGGCAGGAAUUAAGAAUGGCUUUUUCCCAACAAGUGCAGAAUUAGCUUUUGUGGAAAGCGCAAUGAUGGAAUUGGAGCAGAUAGCAAAAAGGGACCCCUCCCCGUUUGUCCCGAUCCACUUUCUCAAGAGCAUCUUGCCAUCCCUCUUUUGUUGCCUUGAAAUACCAGAAAAUAUCUUUUCUGUGCUUGUCGUUUGCCGAACUGGUGACCAUAAAGAGCAAUGGAUUAGGCCAUCUUUCUGUUUCCUUUUUGGUUGA